AUGGCUGAUAUUUUGCGCCAACUGAAUAGGCCAAGCUGGGGCUCAUUCAUGAAAGCUAGUGCAAGCCGUUUACAUAUGUCAGCAGUGCAACUUUCUUCACCGUUCAUAAAAGCACAGAAAAAAAUGGAUCCCGAAAUCGCUAAGUUGCGAGAAGAGAGGAAGAGGAGGAAACUCAAAAAGGAAAUCAAACUUCUAGAAAGUUUCGGCAAAAAGCCGAAACCUGUGGAAGAAUACAUUUUCGAUAAAAAGCAUGAGGCAAAUAUUAACGAACGAAUACGUCCGAAUAUCAGAUUAAAUGAAAAUGAGGAGGAUGAACGUGUAAUUCUGGAAAUGGAAUACAAACGUUAUCUUAAUAAGUUAGCAGUUAUGGAUACACGUUGGAUUACGGAAAGUAUUCGGAAGCAAGAAAAUGCUUUGCAGAAGCUCAAGAUGCUAUCACCCGAAAUGUACAAAGCUGCUCUUGAACCUGAUGAAUGUUUUUUGCAAAGCUUCAUCUAUCAAGGCCCAACAUUGACGCCUCCGCUAGAAUCGUAUGAUCCGCCUGAUGAUGUUUUCAAGCUAAUGGAUGGUCGCUGCAAACAAAUUAGCGAUGUCUACAUUAUCAAUUCAUCAAAAAUUACAUUUAGUAAAGAUAAAGUUGGAACCGGAAACUUUGCUGAUGUAUAUAAAGGUGUUGCUUUGUUUUCGUUGCCUUUUGGCUUGUGA
Molecule: messenger RNA, 705 nt
Organism: Acanthocheilonema viteae
Lineage: Eukaryota; Metazoa; Nematoda; Chromadorea; Rhabditida; Onchocercidae
Source: the annotation of a GenBank genome assembly